Micromonas pusilla CCMP1545 is the source of this 1799-nucleotide messenger RNA. RefSeq lists its product as uncharacterized. The transcript has 4 exons. The coding region runs from base 8 to 1414 and encodes 468 amino acids. Gene Ontology annotation, biological process: mitochondrial electron transport, NADH to ubiquinone. Gene Ontology annotation, molecular function: NAD binding; NADH dehydrogenase (ubiquinone) activity; FMN binding. Lineage: Eukaryota; Viridiplantae; Chlorophyta; Mamiellophyceae; Mamiellales; Mamiellaceae. The record is from RefSeq and is a predicted model, not a curated record.
CGACAUCAUGGCGGCGAUCAUGCGCGCUCUCGAGCGCGCGAGCGGCCUCCGCGGCCUCCGCGCCUCCAUCGCGCCGAUCGCGUCCAGAGGCAUGGCCGUGGACGUCGCCGCGGACCGCGUCCACGGCGGGCUGAAGGACGAAGAUCGCAUCUUCACGAACCUCUACGGCAAGCACGAUCCGUUCCUCAAGGGCGCGAUGAAGCGCGGGGACUGGUACAACACGAAGGACCUCAUGCUCAUGGGGCCGGACUGGAUCGUGAACGAGAUCAAGGCGUCGGGGUUGCGAGGACGCGGCGGCGCCGGGUUCCCGUCCGGGCUCAAGUGGUCGUUCAUGCCCAAGGUCUCCGACGGCCGUCCGUCGUACCUCGUGAUCAACGCGGACGAGUCCGAACCCGGGACGUGCAAAGACCGCGAGAUCAUGCGUCACGACCCGCACAAACUCCUGGAAGGCUGCCUCAUCGCCGGCACCGCCAUGCGCGCGCGCGCGUGCUACAUCUACAUCCGCGGCGAGUACGUCAACGAGCGCCUCAACCUCGAGCGCGCGAGGGACGAGGCCUACGCGGCGGGCUACCUCGGAAAGAACGCGUGCGGCUCGGGGAUCGACUUCGACAUUAACAUUCACUACGGCGCGGGCGCGUACAUCUGCGGCGAGGAGACCGCGCUCAUCGAGUCCCUGGAAGGGAAGCAAGGGAAGCCGAGGCUCAAGCCGCCGUUCCCGGCCGGGGUGGGGCUGUACGGAUGCCCGACGACGGUGACGAACGUGGAGACGGUGGCGGUGGCGCCGACCAUCUUGCGCCGCGGCGCGGAAUGGUUCUCAUCCUUCGGGCGCAAGAACAACGCCGGCACGAAGCUGUUCUGCAUCUCCGGGCACGUGAACAAGCCGUGCACGGUCGAGGAGGAGAUGAGCAUUCCGCUGAAGGAGCUCAUCGAGAAGCACUGCGGCGGCGUGCGAGGCGGGUGGGAUAACCUACUCGCGAUCAUCCCGGGGGGGUCCUCCGUGCCGCUCAUCCCGAAAAAGAUUUGCGAGGAGGUGCUCAUGGAUUUCGACUCGUUGAAAUCCGCGCAGAGCGGGCUGGGGACCGCCGCGGUGAUCGUGAUGGACAAGUCCACGGACGUCGUCGACGCGAUCGCGCGGUUGUCGUACUUUUACAAGCACGAGUCGUGCGGGCAGUGCACGCCGUGCCGCGAGGGCACCGGGUGGCUCUACAACGUCAUGGAACGCAUGAAGAAGGGGGACGCGCGACUGGAGGAGAUCGACAUGCUUCAGGAGCUCACGAAGCAGAUCGAGGGGCACACGAUCUGCGCGUUGGGCGACGCCGCGGCGUGGCCGGUGCAAGGGUUGAUUCGGCACUUCAGGCCGGAGCUCGAGGCGAGGAUCAACGCGCAGCCGAGCGCCGAACAGAUCGCGGCGUGAGGCGCGCGUCGGCGGCGGGCGGUUCGAAUUCAAACGCCGCCGUCGACGCGCCCGCGUCGCUGUACCUUCUUGUAACUACUUGAAACGACAUCUCUUCUUUGCCAUCAAACAAAAAUACACAUGUGAUGCUAUACGACGCGCUCUCCUCUCGCCCUCGUCCCACGGCGCGGCGUUCGCUCGCGACCACCGCAGCGCGUCCACCCGAGGCGGCGACUCGUUCUCCUCCUCUCCGAAUGAAUUCAGCGCGCGUCUUCCUUCAUCGCGAGCGCAUCACCGCGCCGCGGAGACGAGAUCGACGCCGCGACGCCGCGCUCUCGAUCGUCGUCUCCGCGAGGCGAGACGCGUCCGUCUCGCGUCACCACGCGUCACCGCUCACUUCUUCGCG